Messenger RNA from Nematolebias whitei (Rio pearlfish), 3888 nucleotides. RefSeq names its product ArfGAP with SH3 domain, ankyrin repeat and PH domain 2b (gene asap2b). Lineage: Eukaryota; Metazoa; Chordata; Actinopteri; Cyprinodontiformes; Rivulidae. The record is from RefSeq and is a predicted model, not a curated record. The coding region runs from base 274 to 3303 and encodes 1009 amino acids. Gene Ontology annotation, molecular function: GTPase activator activity; protein binding. Gene Ontology annotation, biological process: positive regulation of GTPase activity. The transcript has 28 exons. Gene Ontology annotation, cellular component: cytoplasm.
UCUGUCUUCCUCUUCCUCUCUCUGUCCACCCGGCUCGGUUCUUCCUCAGGUGAGACAGCAGCACCGGGACUCGGUCCGGGACAUGGACUCCGGGUUUCCUCCGAACCGGACUCUGACGGGUUCAGGACGUGUUUCCGGUCGCGCGCUGUGAGGAGAGCCCUGCGGGUCUCUGGUUCCGGAUCAGGUUCUUGCCAGGUGUGGCGGCUCCACCUGCGGGCUGCUCUCGGAGUUUGUUUGUUUGUUUGUUUGUUUGUUUGUUUUGGACUCGUCAUCAUGCCGGAGUCCAUCAGCGUCACGGAGUUCGUGGAGGAGACCAGUGAGGACUACAAAGCCCCCACCACGUCCAGCUUCACCACCCGGAUGUCCCACUGCAGGAGCACCGUGGCCGACCUGGAGGAGGCUCUGGACGUGGACAGAUCGAUUCUGUUGAAGAUCAGGAAAUCCUUGAAGGCCAUCAGCGCCUCUGGUCAGGCUCACGUGGAGAACGAGGAGCAGUACGUUCAGUCCAUGGACAAAUUUGGUCUCAACUGUGUGAACAAGGGAGACACCGUGGUGGGCGCCGCCUUCAGCAUGUUCUCUGAACACAACAAAGAGAUGACGGCGCUCUUCAAAAACCUGAUGCACAACAUGACCGGCAUCAGCUUCCCUCUGGGCAACCUGCUGAAGGGAGACCUGAAAGGAGUCAAAGGGGACCUGAAGAAGCCGUUUGAUCGAGCCUGGAAGGAUUACGAAACCAAGCUAGCAAAGAUCGAGAAGGAGAAGCGGGAACACGCCAAGCAACACGGCAUGAUUCGGACCGAGUUCAGCGGAGGGGAGAUCGCAGAGGAGAUGGAGAAGGAGAGACGAAUGUUCCAGCUUCAGAUGUGUGAGUAUCUGCUCAAAGUGAACGAGAUCAAACUGAAGAAAGGCGUCGACUUCCUGCAGAACCUCAUCAAGUACUAUCACGCUCAGUGCAAUUUUUUUCAGGAUGGACUUAAAGCUGUGGAGAGUCUGAAGCCAUCUGUAGAGAAACUGGUGACGGACCUGGCAGCGAUCAAACAGGUUCAAGAUGGAGAGAAGAAGCAGCUGAAUCAACUCAAAGAUGUGCUGAAGGCGUCGCUGCAGUCGGAGCAAAAAGAGGAUUCUCAGGCGAAGCAGAACUCUGGUUACAGCCUCCAUCAGCUGCAGGGGAACAAGGCUUUCGGCACCGAACACAACGGAGUCCUCUGCAAGAGAAGUGAGGGGUUGAGAAAAGUGUGGCAGAAAAGAAAGUGUUCAGUCAAAAAUGGCCUCCUGACCAUCUGCCACGGCACGACCAACAAAGCUCCAGCCAGACUCAACCUGCUCACCUGCCAGGUGAAGAGGAACCCAGAGGACAAGAAGAGCUUCGACCUGUUUUCACAUGACAGGACCUACCACUUCCAGGCUGAGGACGAGGCCGAGUGUCAGAUCUGGGUGUCGGUGCUGCAGAACAGCAAGGAGGAGGCGCUGAACAAGGCCUUUAAAGGAGGUCAGGACGAAGGGGAGAACAACAUCGUGCAGGAGUUGACCAAAGCUAUCGUAGGAGAGGUGAAGAGGAUGAGCGGCAACGACAGCUGCUGCGACUGUGGCGCUCCGGGUCCUACAUGGCUGUCCACCAAUCUCGGGGUCCUGAUCUGUAUCGAGUGUUCAGGGAUCCACAGGGAGAUGGGGGUCCAUUACUCCAGGAUCCAGAGUCUGGACCUGGACGUUCUGGGAACAUCUGAGCUUCUGUUGGCGAAGAAUGUAGGAAACGCCAACUUCAACGAGAUCAUGGAGGCGGAUCUGCUGGCGCAGGGUGGAACCAAACCGGAUCCCAAGAGCGACAUGCAGGUGAGGAAGGAUUACAUCACGGCGAAGUACACGGAGAAGCGCUUCGCCCAGCGGCCGUCCACCGACGACAAGCUGAUGCUGCAGGCUCUGUACGAAUCCGUCAGGAACCGGGACAUCCUGUCCCUCAUCCAGGUGUACGCCGAGGGGGUGGACCUGAUGGAUGUCCUCCCCCAGCCCAACGAGCAUGAACCGGGGGAGACGGCGCUCCACCUGGCGGUCAGAAUGGUGGACAGGAACUCUCUGCACAUCGUGGACUUCCUGGCUCAGAACAGCGGUAAUCUGGACAAGCAGACGGCCAAAGGAAGCACGGCUCUUCAUUACUGCUGCCUGCUGAACAACAGCGAGUGCCUCAAACUGCUGCUGAGAGGAAAAGCUUCAGUCUCCUCCACAAACGAAGCAGGAGAGACUCCUCUGGACAUCGCCAGGCGCCUGCAGCACGCUCAGUGUGAAGAGCUGCUGACUCAGGCUCAGACGGGAAAGUUCAACGUCCACGUUCACGUCGAGUACGAAUGGCGUCUCCGAAACGAGGACCUGGACGAGAGCGAGGACGAGAUGGAGGACAAGCCCAUCCCGAACCGGCGUGACGAGCGCCCGGUCAGCUGCUUCGUGCCCGGCGGCGGCGGCGGCCCCAUGCAGACCAAUCUGGCGGCGCUGGCCCGCGACGCCGUCCUGGUGGUGCGGGACAAGCAGAGGCCUCCGAUCCCGAGCAGCCUGAUCAACAACGAGACGUACGGCACGGUUCUGGACGCGAACCUGCCGCCGCCGGGACCGAUACCCCCGCUGCCCCCCAGAGGCCCAAACAGAGGUCCCGGUAAGCCAGCAGUCAUGGAAGCUGUCGGGAGACAGCGUUCUUCCUCGGACCCUCAGAACCCCGACAGGAACACGUCCAUGUACGUUCUCCCAGUGGUUCCUCCUCCUCCUCCUCCACCUCCCCCUCCUCCUUCAGCCUACAAGAAGUCCGCUAUGUUGGACACCAAGACCGGGUCGGCCAAAAACGCCCCCCUGCCACCCAUUCCACUCAUAGUCCCUGCUGCCCCACCUCCGGUUUUAUCUCCGCUUCACUUUAAAGCGCCGCCCCUUCCCCCGCCUGUCCAGACCAGCAGACCACCAGGACCUCCACAACCACCAGGAUCCACCACCCCUAAAUCCCCCACUGGAUCAGGGAAACAAGCUCCUCUUAGACCUCCGGUCCGGACCGGCUCUGUCAACAAACCGGGUCUUCAGGUCCAGUCCCCUCAAAGUCCAGCUCCAUCACCGAAACCCAGAACGGCCUUCUCUAAGCCGCGCCCUCAGCGGGUGAAGGCCAUCUACAACUGCUCUGCAGACAACCCCGACGAGCUGACGUUCAGCGAGGGGGAGGUGAUCGUGGUGGAGGCGGAGGAGGACGGCGAGUGGUGGAUCGGUCACGUCGAAGGAGAUCCGAGCAGAAGAGGAGUGUUCCCCGUCACCUUCGUUCACUUCAUCACCGAGUGACCAGGUUUCACCUCCUCCUCCAGCGGAGUCCAAACACCCGGGACGACUAAAAACUCAACCCAGACUCUGGAUUCUGACACCAGAAACACUGAAGGUGGUCUCACCUGAGGACGACUCGUCCUUGAUGAAGAUGUGAGCGCUGCAGGACGACCGUUUACAGGAAACUUUUUAAAUAUUCAGAACAGACACGUUUGAUUGAGGGGACCAUCAGAGUGAGCAGCAGGUCUGUGCUUGAACAUACGUGACACAUAAGUGUCUUACCUGCAGAACAUGGAUCAUAUAGGUGGACUGUACUGACCUCUACAGGCAGACAGAGGAGCUGCAGGAACAAAAACAAGGUUCUGCGCUCCAUGUUUUUAUUAUUUUAUUCUUUUAUUUGUCAUAAAGCAACAAAAUGCAAAUUAUUUACAGAAUUAUUACAACUUAGUUUAAACAAUAAUAAUUAUAGAGCAUGAUUUAUGUCCAAACCCGGGGCUGGUUACGUGUCAUUAAAGUGAUGGUUCACCUGCUGGGAACACACCUGUCCUCUGUCUUCAAGCUUUGAGUCAAAGUUUUCAGAUAUUUACAUUUUUAAACACGUUGUCA